UCCCAGGCUCCUGCACCCCCGGCCCCGAGCCCACCUGGGCUCGGGUUCUCCCGUGGGACUGGGGGACUGUGGCUAUCCUGACGCUCUCUCCCUGUGCCCUCACUUGUCACCUUGGUGCUGGGGCCAUGACCUAAGUGUGUCUCCAUGCUGCGCGGCCUCUCAGGUCUGGGCCUCCGGUUCCUGGCCCAGCCCAGCGCCCUCACCCCAUGCCAGGCCCCCUGCUCCACACCCCGGGGCACGCCGGUUACUCCCAGAGAGACGGCUGGGGGUUCUCCAGGUCCUGCCAGGUUGGAACCCCGACUUCCCACAGGCAGACCCUGCCCCUAUGGUAUUGUCCUGGAUGCUGGUUCUUCCCACACGUCUAUGUUUGUCUACAAGUGGCCUGCGGACAAGGAGAAUGACACGGGCAUUGUGGGCCAGCACAGCUCCUGUGAUGUGCGCGGUGGGGGCAUCUCUAGCUACGCAGACAAUCCCUCCAGGGCUGGCCAGAGUCUUGCAGAAUGCCUGGACCAGGCACUUCAGGAUGUGCCCAAGGAGAGGCACCAGGGCACACCCCUCUACCUGGGGGCCACUGCGGGCAUGCGCCUGCUCAACCUGACCAGCCCCGAGGCCUCAGCCAACGUGCUUACAGCUGUGACGCGGACACUGACCCAGUACCCAUUUGACUUCCGUGGUGCCCGCAUCCUCUCGGGCCAGGAUGAGGGGGUGUUUGGCUGGGUGACUGCCAACUACCUGCUGGAGAACUUCAUCAAGUACGGCUGGGUGGGCCGGUGGUUCCGGCCAAGGAAGGGGACACUGGGGGCCAUGGACCUGGGGGGCGCCUCCACACAGAUCACCUUUGAGACGGCCAGCCCAGCUGAGGAUCCGGCCAACGAGGUCCAGCUGCGGCUAUACGGCCAGCACUACCGCGUCUACACCCACAGCUUCCUCUGCUACGGCCGUGACCAAGUCCUCCGGAGGCUGCUGGCCAGUGCACUCCAGAACCACAGCUCCCACCCGUGCUGGCCCAAGGGCUAUUCCACCCGAGUUCUGCUGGGAGACGUGUAUGAGUCACCAUGCACCUCGGCCCUGCGGCCCCACUCCUACAACAGCAGUGCCACGGUUGGCCUGUCCGGGAGCAGCAGCCUGGCCCUCUGCCGGGACCUUGUCUCGGGGCUCUUCGGCUUCUCCUCCUGCCGCUUCUCCCGGUGCUCCUUCAACGGCGUCUUCCAGCCCCCUGUGGCCGGGAACUUCAUUGCUUUCUCUGCUUUCUUCUACACUGUGGACUUCCUGAGGACGGUGAUGGGGCUCCCUGUGGCAACCCUACAGCAGCUGGAGGCAGCCGUGGCCACCGUCUGCAACCAGACAUGGGAUGAGCUGCAGGCUCGGGCGCCGAAGGAGGGGGCCCGCCUGCCCGACUACUGCGCCGGGGCCAUGUUCGUGCAGCAGCUGCUGAGCCUCGGAUACGGCUUUGACGAGCGCGCUUUCCGCGGGGUGACCUUCCAGAAGAAGGCGGGGGACACAGCUGUCGGCUGGGCGCUCGGCUACAUGCUGAACCUGACCAACCUGAUCCCCGCCGACCCGCCGGGGCUGCGUAAGGGCACGGACUUCAGUUCCUGGGUCGCGCUCCUCCUGCUCUUCGCCGCCAUGCUCCUGGCCGCGCUCGUCCUGCUGCUGCUCCAGGCGCGCUCUGCCAAGUCGUCGCCGAGCGCCAUCUAGAGGCGCGCCGGUGCCAGUGCCCAGGCCACACACCCCCAUCCCCGCGUCCCCUAUUCCCCGCGCACCUCACCCUCAGCAUCUCGGUCCCUAAUGCAGCCCCGGACCCAGACCGGGACUCUGGCGCCCACGCCCCCAGGGCCCGGGGGUGUACGGAGGGAGCCGAAGCCAUCCCCUCCUGCCCCCUCCUGCCCUUGGCUUGUCUCAAGGCCUCCUGCUCCCUGGAGUUGGGGUGCAGACAACUUGCACCCCUGAGCCUGUGACUGCAGGGCUAGGUUUCCAGAGCGAGGAGCCCUCAGAGCCCGCCACCCUCUCCCUCCGGAGUCAGGGUCGUUAUUAGGGGGGUGCCAGAGCCCACAGCUGGGAGCCAGACCAGUGCCUACUUGUAAUAAUUUUGUAAUAAAAAGUUCUUCCUAGA
Molecule: messenger RNA, 2113 nt
Organism: Manis pentadactyla (Chinese pangolin)
Lineage: Eukaryota; Metazoa; Chordata; Mammalia; Pholidota; Manidae
Gene: ENTPD2
Product: ectonucleoside triphosphate diphosphohydrolase 2
Exons: 9
Coding region: 145-1698 (517 amino acids)
Biological process (GO): nucleoside diphosphate catabolic process
Cellular component (GO): plasma membrane
Molecular function (GO): GDP phosphatase activity; UDP phosphatase activity
Source: RefSeq, a predicted model, not a curated record